Molecule: messenger RNA, 3278 nt
Organism: Suillus paluster
Lineage: Eukaryota; Fungi; Basidiomycota; Agaricomycetes; Boletales; Suillaceae
Product: topoisomerase II-associated protein PAT1
Exons: 10
Coding region: 113-2986 (957 amino acids)
Biological process (GO): deadenylation-dependent decapping of nuclear-transcribed mRNA; P-body assembly
Cellular component (GO): P-body
Molecular function (GO): RNA binding
Source: RefSeq, a predicted model, not a curated record
GGGAUGAUCGAUGAGGGGGUCUGGUGUAUGGUCAUGUUUGUUGCGGGGAGAUGGGCUUGUAAGUCCUUGAUUCCAACUUUCACAAUCAGACUCAUCAGCUCUUCUCUUUCUUAUGUCUUUCUUUGGAUUCGAAACAAGCAAUCUAGAACGAGAAAAGAAGAAAUUCUUGGAAGGAGGCCUCCGGGAAACCGAGGACCUUGCGGUCUACACCUGGGGUGAAGAGAGCUAUGACGGGCUAGGAGAUGCGCUCCUUGAGGGCGGUGAUGAGCUGAACGACGAGACCUUUGGCGGGACAGGUGCUGUCGGCAAAGACUUCGAUUUUACGACUCAGACUCUCCCUACGCCCAUCGGAGGCAAACUCGGCAGGUCAACUCCUACUGCAGAGCUUCUCAGAGAGUGGACACCUGUAAUUGAACGAACAGAACCUGAGCCAAAGUCCCGUGAUCGAGGCCUUUCUCCAGCUCCUAAAUCCCUUGAGUCAAUAUGGGACGACAAGUCACCAUUCUCCAUGCUUGCCCGUCCUGCAGAUCAUCAGCGCAUGACCUCCGGUUUGAAGCCUCCGUUCCCGACCUCGAGGUCCCCGGCGCUCAAUGCAUAUGCGGAGCAUCGGCCCCUCAGUCAACAGCAGCCCAUCUCCCACGGUAUCUCCCAAAUGGGCGUUCGCACUGUACAGGAGAUUGAGGCUGAAAUGCGGGCCGCCCAGCAGAAGCGCAAGCAGCAAGAAGAGAUGCUCCUGCAGGUUCAGAUGCAACAAGAAUUUCAGAGAGAGGAAGAACUUCGCAGGAAAGAAGACUUACGCAGGCAAGAACUUGAAAAGCAAGACCUUCAGAGGCUUCAACAGGAACACUUAUUUGCAGACCGCAUGCGAGCUUUGGCACAAGAACAGCAGCUUCGCUUGCAACAGCAAGCCCGAAUGUCCACUCCGCGAGUUCCCCAUCUCCCUCCUGUGCCAUCCCCUCGCUUCAAUCAGCAGCACCAGCACCAGCAGCAAAUUAUACUCCUCCAACAAGAGCAGGAGCGUCAGCAGCAAGAGCGAUUGAAAGAACUCCAAGAGCGCCUCCGUAUGGAGGAACUCGAACGGCAGCUUCGCGCGCAGCAAUUAUCACAGUUACAACAGCCGCAGAAUUUGCUCGGGCGUAGGCAGUCUCCUUACGCAGACGCACAACGUCGCACGCAUUCUCCUUACGCUGACGCACAGCGUCGCGCGCAUUCUCCUGCUAUCGAUUCUCAGUAUGCACUGCUUAAUCAGCAAAACGCCCAGUAUCUGCCCCAGAGCAUCCAGCUGCAACAGAGACUUUUGUCAGAGAUGGCACAAGUUGAAUUCUUGCGAGAUAUGCAGGGCAUCAGCCAGGCUGAGCAGGAAGCGUUGCGAGCUGAGGCCAUGCGUAAGAUCAUGGAAACUGAGCGGAUGGAGGAGAGGCGCCGUCGCAAGGCUGCCAAGAUCGCACACAUGUCUCGCUACAAUGAUCUGAUGACUCAAUCUGAUAAGGAUUUCAUUACUCGUAUCCAAGUUUCGCAGCUCGUUACACAGGAUCCCUACGCCGAAGACUUUUACGCUCAGGUUUAUGGUGCUGUUCUUCGCUCACGAAUGGGACUCCAGUCGCAGGAUGAGCGCGUGAUCAAGUUUGGCUCCAGUGGCGGUGUCGGUCUCGGACUAGCACAGAAGGGCAGUGGCAGAAGGCAGAGUGCGAUGCAAAAGAUGGAAGCGCAGGUCGAACGGAUCGUCAACAAUGCACGGCUUAGGGAGAAGGAAAAGGGAUUGCACUCUUUGCACAGCCUCCAGGGCGCUCUUGGUAAAACGUCUGGUCGUAGCUACAAGGCUGCGCCGCGACAGCUUCUGCAGGUUGAUGCCUCUUCAGCAACUCCUACCAUGUCUGGUACCCACCCUCACAUUUCAAAAGAAGAUGGAAAUGGUGCCGCGCAAGAGGCUGCCAAACUCGGUCGCGAGGCGCUCGGACAAGCUGCUGGAAGUGACGGCGUGGUACGCAAGGACCCACUCACCCAACGGCAAACACUUGUUGUGUUGGAAGGGCUCUAUGAUCUCGUCCUGAAUAUCGAGCAACUCAGACGGGAUCAGCCUAUAGAGGAAGACGAGGAGGAUGAGGAGGCUUUUGUUGCAUGGUCAACGACAUACAAUGAUCUUGUCGAGCAACUAUGGACGAAUUUGAAGGUCAUGGUGCCUCUUGAAACGAGCGAUCCCCAUCCGUUUGUCUCUCUACUUACUCCAGUCAAAGGAAAAAGGCUUCUGCCACGACUCAGCCGCCACAUUGCGCCGCCUAGGAUGCUCACCCUUCUUACGCUUUUGGUCGCCUGCUUCUCUCAGCUCGACGUUGUCAAGCAUGCCCCUCUUCUCGACACACUAGAGGAAACUCCGGAGCGUCAGGAUGUCGAGCGACAGACGCAAGCUUUCUUGGGAAGUGUUCUGCAGAGUAUCUUGCCUGUGGUUGCAAAGGCUGAACUGAGGCUCAUUACUGGGUUGCUUGGGUUACUCUUGGACCGUACCAACAUUGUCGUCUCUGCUCAGACUCGGCCUGGAAUCGCCAUGUUAACGUUGUUCUUGAGCCGAGUUGAGAUAGUCAAACAGGGCAUGAGCAGUGCACAAGAUUCCUCAGAAAUACCAACACCCGCGGAAGCUCAACAGUGGCAAACGAUGUUCGAUCAUCUAUUCCAGCUUUUGAUGCCCCAUUUCGUGCUCUUAUUUCCAUCGACUCGUCUUGUUGCCCAACCACUUCCCGUAGCGGCUCCCCUCCCACCUACAGAUAUACUUGACCAGCCCGUCUGGCAAUUCCUCGCCGCACUUGCACUCCACGCCUCAUCCGAUCAACAAUCUAUCCUCGUCACGAGUCUGCGCGAAAAAGUAUUGGACAUCGUGACAAGCGUCAGCAAGGGCUGGGUAGCAGAUGAGGAGGAGCGACAGACCAAGCUGGCUAACGUCAACCUCUUCCUCCAUGCGCUUGGGCUGGACAGUUCGCAGAUAUCAGUGUGAUUCUGGUUAUGGUUCCGGCAUUAUCAUGUAUCACUAUAUCAUUCCUCGCGUCGUUAAAAGGAUAAAAUUACUCAUGGCUUGUGGCUCGUGCAAGCUAAAUGGGCUGCUCGUUUGCUUAAUUACCUGAGAUUGAUUCGAUUUCACGUUAUGUUCUUGCCAUAGUUUAUGUUACUGAAACUGAAACGUUGCUUUGAGACUGCAUAGCUACAUCUAUCGUUUUUACAGGACAGUGAUCUGGAUAGACAACAACAAAAAUAUUGGUGCGAGUGGCCUCGCCAUCCUGUGAUAAAAU